AUGUUCUCCCUACACUUUCACCCAGUUGAUCUUUCCUCUUCUUUUCUUUUCUUCUAUUCUUUCCUUCUUUUUUAUUUCCGUCUUUCUAUCUCACCAUCCUUCUUCUUAUACUACUUCUUCUUUCUCGUCCUAUUAAUUAGUCUUUCCAUAGCGUCAAACCAUUUUCGACAAAUCCUUAUUCUCUCUUUCUCUCUUUUACUUUCUCUCCCACUCUCUAAAUCACUCUCUCUCUCUCUUUCUUUCUCUUGCUUUCUCAUACUUACCCUUUGCAUAUCCUUCCUUCUCGUCUAUUUUUUUCACCCUCUCUUUGCUUCUCAUAUUUCUCUUCUAUUCUCACCCUCUCUCUAUCUCAAUCUUCCCAUAUACCACUUCCUCUUGACAUUUUCACCUUAUUUAGCGAUCCAUCUUUCUACGCGUACCCCUCACUUUGUUUCAAUAGACUUAUUCUCUCAUUUUCUUUUUUUUUCUUUUUUCUUUUCGUCUCUUUCUCCUGGCCCAUUCUCCUCCCCUUCGUUCAUUCUCUCUCUCUCUCUCUCCCUCUCUCUCUCUCUCUCUCCCCUGCCUUCUAUUCUUAUAAUACUGCAUCUUAUUCUUCCCACUUUCCAUUUUUGUCAAUUCUCACUCUCUCACUCUUUCUUCCUUUCCUCUUCUUUCAACUCCUCUUUUCUUAAUUAA
Messenger RNA from Acanthosepion pharaonis, 675 nucleotides. The record is from the annotation of a GenBank genome assembly. Lineage: Eukaryota; Metazoa; Mollusca; Cephalopoda; Sepiida; Sepiidae.